AUGAAACGAUUUGAUUUUCGCAUAUAUAUGUUUGUUUCAGCGAGAUUUUUUGAUGGAGUUAUCGAUCUAUCAUUCACCUGUGCCACAAAAUGUGAUCCUGAAGAAUAUGGUAUACAUUUUUAUAAGAAUGAUGAACCAGCUGAUGAUAAUGAGGGUUAUACGUAUUUUGCAAAAAGAAUAAAUUGCUACAAAGAAGUACGUGAAAUGUUGGAAAAACUUUAUGAAGAUCAAGGUGGCACCUUUAAAGGUAUAGAAGAAAAAGAAGAUGGCACACUAAUAACUGACGAAAUUUCAAAGAUUGUAAAUCAAUCGAUACAUAUAAAAGAUCCGCUAUUACAUAUCACAAUCUAUGAAUGGCUUAUGUCUCAUGACUUGACAUCAGUGUUAUUAUCACUAAUGGAACCAUCUUUAGGAGACUACUUACGACGGAAUGUAUUGCGUUUUCCUGAUAACUAUAAAGUAAUCGAUUUAUUAUGGAAAUACUAUGAAAAGAAUAAACAUCAUGCCCAGGCGGCAAAAAUUCUGGACAAUUUGGCAUCCAUGGAAACUGAUGCUAUACCUCUAGAUAAAAGAAUUGAAUAUCUGGCACGUGCUGUCAUGUGUAUGCGAAAUGACACUAUAGGAUACUCAAUGCAGAACGGUUUGCUGUUGAAAGACGUAGAGGAUAGGAUGGACAUAGCACGAGUACAAAAAUUCAUUCUUAAUUCUAUUUCUGCAAUUACACCUCAAACCACCGUAACUGACAGAGCUAUUCAAGAUCUGAAUAAUAAACUUUUUGACAUAACUGAUCUCUAUCAACAAUUUGCAGAACCAUUUGAGCUGUGGGAGUGCAAGCUCACCAUACUCAAUUGCUCACACCACAACGAUACAUUGUUAAUAGAGUCCGUAUGGCAAAAGAUUAUCAGCAAUACCAUACAAGGUUGCAGUACCUCAACAGAACGCGUCACGCGAUUGUUCACAAAAAUCGAGACACUUGUUAAAGAAUUUAGUCAAUCGGGCAAUUGUUUUCCGCUUGCAUUCAUCAUCCACGAAUUAGAAAAAACCGCAUGCGUAUACAAUAUGCCGGAAGCCAUAGUCCCAGAAAAACUGUUGGCAAUGGAUAUUGACAUUGAAAUUAUGUUGGAAUAUUAUUACAGAAUGAUAAUAAUGAACGAGCGCACUUGGACACAAGAGGGUAACGAAUGGCAUUUAGUGGAAUCUUGCAUACUUUUAACCAGAACGUUGGCCGAUACUGUGGAAACACUGUGGUGUCGUUCAAAACGCCGUAUAAUUGGAAAAGCGCUUGAUAUUAUUUCCUCUUGUCUCAAUUUAUGUUACCAGAAGCCUAGUACCGAAAGCAUGCAACAAGCACUGAAACAAAUACAAUGUCGACUUCAACGUAGCCUUUAAAUUAUUAAAAAAUUGUUAAAAUGUCUAAAUAUAUAUACAAAUUAAAUA
Messenger RNA from Teleopsis dalmanni, 1437 nucleotides. Its product is annotated as nuclear pore complex protein Nup154-like. Lineage: Eukaryota; Metazoa; Arthropoda; Insecta; Diptera; Diopsidae. The record is from RefSeq and is a predicted model, not a curated record. Gene Ontology annotation, molecular function: structural constituent of nuclear pore. Gene Ontology annotation, biological process: protein localization to nuclear inner membrane; transcription-dependent tethering of RNA polymerase II gene DNA at nuclear periphery; RNA export from nucleus. Gene Ontology annotation, cellular component: nuclear pore; nuclear pore inner ring. The transcript has 6 exons. Bases 1 to 1389 code for a protein of 462 amino acids.